AUGCCGCCUACCCAAUUGCCAGAGUCGGGCAACCCGCUCGUCUUCUUUGACAUGACGCUGGGAGGCGAACCCCUCGGCCGCAUCACCUUUGAGCUCUUCAAAGACGUCGUUCCCAAAACCGCAGAGAAUUUUCGCCAAUUCUGCACCGGCGAAUCUAAAGACUCUGGAGGCCGUCCCCAGGGGUACAAGGGAUCCAAAUUCCACAGAAUCAUUCCCAACUUCAUGUGCCAAGGCGGAGAUUUCUUGAAAGGCGAUGGAACUGGAUCUACCUGUAUCUGGGGCUACAAGUCGUUCGAUGACGAGAACUUCAACCUGAAGCACGAACAGCCCGGCCUCCUGUCAAUGGCGAAUGCUGGUCCCAACUCCAACGGCUCCCAAUUCUUCAUCACCACAGUUCCUACACCCUUCCUAGACGGCAAGCACGUCGUCUUCGGAAAGGUUGUUGACGGCAUGGAUGUUGUGAAGAAGAUGGAGGCUACGAAGACGGGUUACCGAGGAAAGGAUGUGCCAAAUAUGGAUGUUACCAUCGCUCAGUGUGGUGAGAUGUAG
Molecule: messenger RNA, 549 nt
Organism: Trichoderma gamsii
Lineage: Eukaryota; Fungi; Ascomycota; Sordariomycetes; Hypocreales; Hypocreaceae
Product: peptidyl-prolyl cis-trans isomerase H
Exons: 5
Coding region: 1-549 (182 amino acids)
Biological process (GO): protein peptidyl-prolyl isomerization; protein folding
Cellular component (GO): intracellular membrane-bounded organelle
Molecular function (GO): peptidyl-prolyl cis-trans isomerase activity
Source: RefSeq, a predicted model, not a curated record